Molecule: messenger RNA, 981 nt
Organism: Coregonus clupeaformis (lake whitefish)
Lineage: Eukaryota; Metazoa; Chordata; Actinopteri; Salmoniformes; Salmonidae
Product: protein EOLA1
Exons: 2
Coding region: 383-856 (157 amino acids)
Source: RefSeq, a predicted model, not a curated record
CUUAUUAAGACGUCCUUGUUAACAGGACAAACAGGAAGUGUCUAAGGUUUGGGAGAGUAGUUGAAAAGUAUUGUAGCUAAUGUCAAAGAUUACCUUUACGGUGCGGUCGAGGACUUGCCGAGUAAAUUGCAUUUGUUGUAACGAGGUGGUCUAUAUAAAUACACGUCAACCAUUGUUCCUUAUAAUUACAGUCGGAUACAUGUAGCCAGCCAGCAAUUUACGCGACAAGCUCAGACGUCACAGAGACUACAAAGGGGUUGAUUGACUGCGUGAUGAUGUGUGCAACAGCCCUUUCUUCUUACUAGCUCAUUAUCUUAGGAGUGGUUUAGAGUGAUAGAGUAGCAAGCACCUGGUUGUAAGGUAUUCACGACGUGGAGUGACGAUGACAUUACAAGUGGGUUGCCUAUCAUUCAAGCAGCCAUAUGCAGGAUUAGUACUGGACGGUGUAAAGAGUAUUGAGACACGUUGGUGCCCUCUGUUGUCCACAAUGGAAAACUGCACUCUAGCUAUUCAUAUUGCGCAGAAGGACUGGGAGGUCGACCAGUGGAGAGACAUCCUCACCCAUACACUGGGAAUGAGCCACAUGCAAAUAGAGGAACUUCUGGCAUCCGGAGACAGAUUUGGCCGUGGAGUCGUGGCAGGCUUGGUGGAGGUGGGGGAGACCUGGUGCUGCUCUGACAAUGUGCCAGAGGAGGAUCUGAGGAAGCUGGAGAAGGCAGCAGUGCUCACUGGGCUCACAGAGAAGCACCUCACACAGCUGUCAAAUCCACGCUGGCUCAAGCAGCCCCUUUAUGCCAGAGGUCACAAAGACAUAUGGACAGUAGAUAUCCCAGUGCAAUUACUGCCAUCCGUGUAGUUGUUGUAGUAAAAUAAUGUAUACUAAUUUUGUACUGACAGGAUCAUCUAUCAAGUUAGGGAGGCAAUAUAUUUGUAGACUACUCGCAUACGCUUUAAGGUGCAAUAAAUGACCAAUGGACUAAA